UUCAACCUGAUUUCCUCAUUAAAAGUAAGCAGGGAGAGUGUUUGAAUGUUUCUGAGACAUAUUUAAAAUUUGAUGACACAGAGUGGCUUACGCUGCUAUAGUGGAUACUUGAAAGCUGGAGUGAGCCACUACGACAUGGGGAGAAACCUGCUUCUAUUGACCAUGUGACGUAAAAGAAGGUAAUCAAGAUCUACUGUUCCCUUGCCUCAUUAAGGGCAAGCGGAGGACGUGUCCGUGUUCAGACGUGCUCUAAAACCUCAUUCCCAGGUUGAUGACCCACUGUUUAAUUAACUUGCUAGUGGCAUAUGACACCAGAGAUUGCAUGAGGCUUUACAACUCUACAUCUUAUAGCUAUAACAAACGUCACCCACUGUCCUCGUGACAAGAACAAGACAAGAGAAAACAGCGCUUUCCUGUUGAUUUGGGUCUUAUGGAACCUUAUUUUGGUUGCUCUUCCUCAUCAGGCUGCUAUGUAACAGCUUGAAGAGAGAGAUAAUUGGAAUUGAUGAUAUCCCAGUAAUACCGAGGCCACCCCACCACAUAGACAGCACAGAGUAAUGGCCGCCAGAGCUCAAGGUACCAUGAAGGUCCAACCAUGGCGACUCUGAGGAUACUUGUACAGCGGUCGCUGCUAUUUUUCUUGCUGUCCUACCUUCUCCUGCUUCUACUAUUCCACAAAGGCCUGGUUCAAGAAGCAGGGAACAUUGUUAAGGAUGUUCCAAAGGAGUCGAGGGAACAUUUUUCUCAAAAGCGGAACUUGAAGAAAUAUGACCCAGAUGAGAGGACGUUGAGAAAAGUGAAACCAUCAUGGCGGUUUCAAAACAUUCCCAAUGGCUACGUGUAUUCGGCUUACUUUGAUGAUAGGAAUAACACAAAGUUUGUACGGUUAAUUGCUAUGAUGCAUCGGUACACAUUCUUUAGAAAAGAGUUUUAUUGCCUCUUUCCAAAAUCAAACGGAGACUUUGAACAUGUUGCAGGCAAAACUAACUUGACUGAAUAUAUGUCCCCUGUUAUCAUGUACCAAAUGUGUGAAAAUCACGGGAAACAAUAUGGCGGCUGGAUUCUGUCAUGCCAGGUUCCCAUAGCAACAACAGAGGAUACACCACAUUCCAUUCAACUUUUUAGACGGAAGCGCUUUUCUCACACCCUAGAACAAUCUGCAACAGUGGCCGUUUAUUCUCCAAUCACAUCCAAGCAAACCUCAGGAAGUUUUAGUGUGUGCACUCCGCCUCUGUUUGACGAGGUGAAUCCCUAUCGCCUGGUUCAGUUUAUAGAGAUGAACAGGCUGCUGGGAGCAGACCACAUAACAUUUUACAACUUCAACACCACCAAAGUUGUGAACAAAAUUCUGGAUUUUUACGAGAAGCAGGGGAAAAUCGAAGUGGUUCCGUGGGACAUUCCUGUGUCUGAAGAGGAAGAGGUGUGGUAUUAUGGGCAGCUUUUGACAAUCAAUGACUGUUUGUAUCGUAACAUGUUUCAUUUCAACUACACAGCUUUUUAUGAUCUCGAUGAGUUACUGGUGCCGAGGAACGCCUCAAACUGGCACGCUAUGCUGUCACAGUUGCCUGCACUGCCAUCUGUUGUUGGAUACAGCUUCCAGAGUGCUUUUUUCUUGCCAGCAAAGGGAUAUUCCUAUAACACAGACAUUAUUUACACCCAAAACACAAAGCGCGUUGCCAAAUUAAGCCGUCUACGGAAAAAAGUACUUGUGAAAGGAGACAGCAUAUUUGAGCUAGGAAUUCACCAUGUUAGUCGCCCAUUGCUGCAUAAACAGUACGUGGAGGUUGUGAGUGAUAAGGUUGGUCUCAUACAUCACUACAGGAGCUGUACUACUGAGUUUGAGACUUCCAUGGACUGCUAUACACAUAUCUCAGACACCCACCUGGUACAAUAUAAAGCUGCUUUUAUAGAGCGCUACAAAGAUAUAUUGGAUCAGUUCUACAAGUCUGGACAGAGAGUUACCCAACAGUAAAAGAAAAGUAAGAAAUUUUUUGCAAAAAGCAUAUUCAAUUCCUAAUUUCAAAUUGGUUAGAAAUAUGGCUUUUGUUGCAUGAAAAUGCUAGGCUGUUUACAAACAUACAGAAAAUUAAUCAUAGUUCAUCAAAAAUAUUUUCCUAAAACAUUUGAUCAAUGUCUAACAUUCUUAUCCAAACGUGAUAUUCUGUCUGUUUGGAUGAAGAAUUUUUCUGAGUGGGAUUACAGCCUGAUGAAUAUAUAUCCACCUUGUGCCCAAGUUCAGUAUAGCAGACAUGGAAAUAAUUGCAUAUGUGAUAUUUCAUAAUAUCUGUAACUGCAUCAUAAUUACGAAUUCAUUAUUGGUGGAUCCAGGGCAUAAAAUACAGGAGGAAAAGAUAAUGGUAAUUGGGCCAUUUUGUAAAGUCGAGUUCCUGAAAUAAGUGGCUGUGAGUCACAGUGUGUAUAUAUGUAUUUAUUUAUUUUAUUUUUUAUUUUAUUUUAUUAUUUUUUUUUUACAUUUUAUUAACAGGAGGGAUGCCAGUUCCUAAGUUUACUUGGAUACAGCUAUGUACAUAGUAAACAAACAUACAAUUUUUUAUGUGCAAUUCUUGUGGAAAAAUGUCUCACAUAAUGUCAUCAUAGUUUCACGUUUAUCCUAUUUGUCAUACUGUGUUACUAUCCCAAAUGGAUGAUGCACUGUUUUCUCACAAGUUAUAAUAGCCAAAAAUCCUGCUGAUGCCAAAGUGAAUAUGUUCAUAUCUAAAUGUCUUAGAGGUAUGUGUAAAAAUGCAGCACAAUUAUUUUAAUCAUAAUAAUUAUUAUGCUGGAAAAGAAUAUCAAAUUCUUAAAAUCUCUUGAGAAAGCUGCUCCGAGAAGUUCAGUAGUGCCAAGCACCUCAACUCAUAAGCUAUCUCUCAUAAACUCCUUGAAGCACAAAGCAAACACUUCAUGAUUGGCAGAUUUCGUGCGAGACUGUCAUUAGCGGUGUAUUCUUAAGCGAUGCACAACCCAUUAAAGAAAACAGAAACAUUCCAUAAAAUUUAAGCUUAAAAGCAGAAUGCCCCCACACUACUUUUACACAAAACCCCUUAACUGAUACACUAAUAUUUCUGUAUUACUUCAUAUUCUCCCAUCAUGAGUAAAAGAUUAAUCAUUAAGUUAUUUCAAAUUUUAUGAUAUAAAGUAUCAGUUAUUGCUCAGGAUGUAGUAACCUGAAGCAACAAAUACACUGAGUAACCCCUAAGAGAACAUACAGACCAUUACGCCCUCUGCACUUAAUGGCUUGUUACUUUGAAAUGUUUCAAGCACUCAAAAAAUCAAUUGCUAAACGACCAAAUUCUACCAUGAGUCCAAAACUCUGAUUAAUUGCACGGCCUCUAAUUUUUUUCAUCCAUCAUGUUUGACUAUCAAUGGAUCUGAUAUCAGAAAAAAAAUUCUCAAAUUUGGCGUUUGGCUAGCUACAACUUAUAUUUAAGUAGUGGAGAGUUUGAGGUGAUUUGGUGGAAGUGUGGAUUCUUCACUGACAUUUCCUGAGAGUCACAUGCUUUGUAGAAGUAUUAUAAUUAGUUGUGCUUAAAGUAAUAGAAAUAUUUUUUCAAUAAGAUUGUUCAUGGUUCCUAGGAAUUGUAUUUAUUGAAGAUUUUAGUGACGAUAAUAACUUACUUAGAAACAAAAAAUAAAAAUAAACAAGAGCAAAAUGUACUCGGUAGCUGUUUCACUAUUUUUUUUUGUUCCAAAGUAAGUGAUUAUCACCAUUAAAAUCAUAAAAAUAUACCAAAAGAAUGACUUAGAAUUGUUGUUAUAUUGUCUUUGUAACAUUUUCAUACUCAUUCCAAACCCAUUGUUCUCGAAUCCAAUUUUUACUCUUCAAUGUUUUAAUCACUGGUUUACUAGUAUAAUCAUAUAUAUUGUACAUUAUCUAUCGUCAAUGUUGUGUCCCAGUAACGUUGUUGUCAUUUCAAGUUCAUGUAUUUUGUUGUUGUAAUCACCAUCAAAUGGCACCUUAGUAACAUGUCAUGUAG
This is a messenger RNA of Lingula anatina, 3977 nucleotides long. Its product is annotated as beta-1,4-galactosyltransferase galt-1. Gene Ontology annotation, molecular function: glycosyltransferase activity. Gene Ontology annotation, cellular component: cytoplasm. The record is from RefSeq and is a predicted model, not a curated record. Lineage: Eukaryota; Metazoa; Brachiopoda; Lingulata; Lingulida; Lingulidae.